Molecule: messenger RNA, 477 nt
Organism: Magnolia sinica
Lineage: Eukaryota; Viridiplantae; Streptophyta; Magnoliopsida; Magnoliales; Magnoliaceae
Exons: 1
Coding region: 1-477 (158 amino acids)
Source: RefSeq, a predicted model, not a curated record
AUGAGUCCAUGGCAAACUAGAGUACAUCAAAGUAGUUCAGAAGAGCUUUGCCCGAGUCAACAUGAGGUUACGGUAGACAAUCCACCACUUAGGAGGACGACUAGACAGAGAAAGCCUAACCCAAGAUACGUGGAUGCUGCCUUAGCAGAAGAAGAGACCGUAAAAGAGCCAAUGACAUUUGAAGAAGCAUCCCGAGACAUAGAGUGUCAGAAGGCGAUGAAAGAAGAGAUUAAGGCAUUGAACCAAAAUCAGACUUGGGAACUAGUUCCAAAACCCAAGGAUGUGAAGCUGAUAUCAUGCAAAUGGGUAUACAAAGUCAAGACUCGCCCUGAUGGAUCAAUAAAAAGGUACAAAGCUCGACUAGUGGCUAGAGGAUUCUUACAAGAAUAUGGGUUGGACUAUGAUGAGACUUUUAGCCCAGUAGCAAAAAUUACAACGGUGCGAGUACUACUAGCACUUAUAGCGAGCAAAUCUUGA